UAGUGAUGGUUCUGUUCUGCUGCUGCUGAUUUCAUGGCAAAGUUUGCAAAUAACAAAUAAUCGAUACAAAUGAUAUACUUCCUCGUGAUAUAAUUCUGCCAGGGUAGUGUCAUGGACGACUAUGUGAAAAGGAAGUUACAAGAAUGGGUACUCAGUGAGUACAUUGACAACUUUAAAGGUCAACAAAUUUCAGAAACAAAUUUCAAGCUCCUACUUGGUGAAGAAAAAGCACAGGAGGCCUUGAUUCCAACUUGGGGACCAAGGCUUCUAUUCAAAAAGAAACUUGAAGAAUUAUGUAACAACCAGAUUGAGCCCUCAACCAGCAAGAUGCUAUCUCCCUGUGCUACCUUUACUCCAGGCAAAAGGAACACUGAUGAGGCUAAUCCACCAAUCGCCAAACGGCUUUGUGGCACUUCAUUGGGAAGAGCAGAUGGCUUGACAAAGGAAAAACAGAUCAUGAAACGGGUCAAAGGCAAACUCCAAAGCAAACCUGCCGAUCAGCAAAGUUCAUUGAAGUUCAAAGAAUUCCUUAGCCAUAAAAUCAAAGUGUUGGAGACUGACAAAAAAGAGGUAGUGGGUGUAUUUGGGAAGACUGGGGCUGGCAAAAGCUCUUUGAUUAACAGCAUCUUGGAUAAGGGAAAUUUACUGCCCUCUGGAGACGUCAGUGCAUGCACCUCAGUCAUGAUUCAGGUGGAGGCUAACAUGACCAGGGACGGAAAAUACACUGCAGAGAUUGAGUUCAUUACGCACGAGGAAUGGGAAGAGGAGCUUCAGUCCAUCUUAGCAGAGAGAAAAUCAGAAGAGGGAAAUGAUGACGAGAAGGAGGACAGUGGUGGCGACACAGAUGAAUAUGAUGAUGCUGAUAAGAUCUAUGCAUUGUACAGAGAAGAUGGAAAUGAGGCAUCUGUGAACAAUCUGAUGGACAGCAGGCACUUCAAAUCAAUUCCAGAGUUUCUCUUAGGAAAAAAGAAAGAAUUUAAAACAUCUCAGGCAGAAGAACUCUCUAGAGAACUUUGGUGCUACUUACGGAGUGACAUACUGAGUACCGAACAACAAUAUUGGCCGCUUGUGAAGUCUGUGACCAUCAAGAUACCAAAUGUCAAAGACCUUCUGGAGCACAUUGUGCUGAUUGAUCUUCCAGGCAAUGGAGACUGCAACAAGAGUAGAGAUGAGAUGUGGAAAUCGGUUGUUGGAAGAUGCACCACUGUGUGGAUUGUGAGUGAAAUUAAUCGACCAGUGUCAGAGAAGGAAGCUUGGGAGAUCUUAGACAGAAGCGUUAGCUACUUGGGACACGGUGGACAAUGUCGAAGCAUCAGUUUCAUCUGCACAAAAACAGACAACAUCGGUGUGGAUUAUGACAUGAAAAAAGAACGUGACAGUAUAUUGAGCAGAAAUAUGGUUGCCAAGAAAAAGGUGGAAGAGAAAUUCAACAAGCAAACAAAAAUCAAGGAACAAUUCAACAUUGACAAGGACUUUUUCCAAGUGUUUACUGUGAGUUCCAAGGAAUACCGGAAGAACAGUGCUUUACAGCCAGAAGACACAGAAAUACCCAAACUUCAGGAAUUUCUCAGAAAUCUCAAUGAUCGUCGCACAAAGACUUCAGAUUAUGUUUCUGGAGCCUAUGGGAUCCUCUCUCUGAUAGAAGGAGCCAAAAGCAGUGACAUGACAGACAGCAAAAAAGAGGUGUGCCAGGUUCUGGAACAGAGGCUCAAGGAUGAGAUCAAGUCCAUUGGUCAAACUAUGGAUGAGGCUUAUGAGAGUUUUGAACGAUGCCUCUCAGAAGGAGUUCGACAAGCAGUAGAAACAUGUGAGAAAAUUGCCAAGGAGAAAGUGAUAGAACCAAAAGGGAAAAAGGGCAGUGGGUACCAUAAGGUAUUGAAGUCCUUAUGCAAGAAUAACGGAGUUUACAAACCAAUCAGAAAAAAGGGAAAGAAAAGUCAAAGGGAAAGAAACCUUAAUGACAGUUUGGCCUCAUGUAUGAGAGAUCUCAGCAAUGAAACGUUCAAGAAAUAUUUCCCAAAUCAAGGCAAGGGCAGCUCAAUCAAUGAUUUGAUUGAUAACUUCACCCUUGACACAAACAGCUUGGUUGAGGCGCACCCAGAAGUGUCACUGCAUCUUACAUUCCUCAAGACGGAGGAAACCAAAUUGAAGGCAAAACUAACGAGGGACAUCCGUGAGAGGAAGAAAGAAAUCUACAACAUUCUCCCAAAGUCAAUCAGUGACACAAUGCGCCCAUGCUAUGAAAGGGCGGCACAGUAUACAGGACCAGACACUCUGGAGAGCAUGCGAAAGGAGCUGAGGAAUCACUUGAAGACAUUUAAGGAAGACAUGUUCCACAAGGCCAAGAAAGAGAUGCUGGAUCUCCUCAAAGAAAUGAAGAAACACAUCGUGGAGGAGCUGGAGCGUGAACUACAAGAAUCCAUGAGCCAGUCACUCAAGACGCCUGACAGCUUGCUCGUCCCAGAUGUCUCUGAGGAAUAUGAAGAGAUGAAGAAGUGCUAUGAGAAACUGCACAGCAGCACCAAUGCAGCAACAACAACUGCCUGAUCAAGAAAAGCCUGUCUAAGACCACAGUCAAGCUGGGAUUUGCAGGCUAAUUAGAUAAUCAUAAUAAGUUUUUGUCUCAAUAUAUUUUCACUUCUAUAUCAUAACCUAUUUGAUAUGCACCACAAACUAACCAAGCAGUACAGUAUGCCUGUAUUUUUUAUUUUACCUUUAUUUAACUAGGCAAGUCAGUUAAGAACAAAUUCUUAUUUUCAAUGAAGGCCUAGGAACAGUGGGUUAACUGUCUGUUCAGGGGCAGAACGAUAGAUUUGUACCUUGUCAGCUCGGGGAUUUGAACUUGCAACCUUUCGGUUACUAGUCCAACGCUCUAACCACUAGGCUACCCUGCCGCCCUAUGUUUAAUAUUAGUAUUGUAAAGGUUAUGGGUAGGAGUUACUGGGCUCCCGAGUGGCGCAGCGGUCUAAGGCACUGCAUCUCAGUGCAAAAGGUGGUUUGAAUCCUGGCCGUGAUUGGGAGUCCCAUAGGGCGGCACACAAUUGGCCCAGCGUCAUCCGGGUUUGGCCGGGGUAGGCCAUCAUUGUAAAUAAGAAUUUAUUCUUAAUGACUUGCCUAGUUAAAUAAAGGAAAAAUAUAUAUAUAUCCUGGAUAAUGAUAAACGUUUGGGUCAGCAUGUUAUUAAUCUUGUAUAUUUGCUAUACUCCAUGUUAAGAUAUGUACUUUUGUCACUUAGAAUGUAAACUUUAUUAUAGAGCAAUAUUUCUCUAACUUUGUACUGGAAAGCCGAUCGUUCUCAUGCCUGAGGAAUCACUUACCAGUCACCUGUCAGCAACAAAGAGCUGGUCCAUGAACUGAAUUUGAGAAAAGUUUAACACGGUUCUACUGGAAUUGUUUUGUAUUUUUUUACAUAAAUACUGUAGCCCUUUUCCAUGAAUAUGGAUAGGUACUGUAUCUUUGUGUGAUUUGUAACAAUGUAUGACAUUUUAUAUUGUAGAUGUAACUUAAUAAUACAUGUCUUUAGUCUGUACUAUAUUACUGGACUCUACAACAGCAUGGUGUGUUUUCUGCUGAUUAUUCACUUCUGCUCACUCAAUGUAAUCUCUAUCUCAGUUUGAAAUGUCAUGAUUUUUCCCGCAAUAAAAAUUACUGCCACGGAA
Messenger RNA from Salvelinus fontinalis (brook trout), 3659 nucleotides. Its product is annotated as nuclear GTPase SLIP-GC-like. The coding region runs from base 112 to 2547 and encodes 811 amino acids. The transcript is spliced from 20 exons. Gene Ontology annotation, molecular function: GTPase activity. The record is from RefSeq and is a predicted model, not a curated record. Lineage: Eukaryota; Metazoa; Chordata; Actinopteri; Salmoniformes; Salmonidae.